Ciona intestinalis (vase tunicate) is the source of this 3575-nucleotide messenger RNA. The record is from RefSeq and is a predicted model, not a curated record. NCBI's taxonomy places the organism in Eukaryota, Metazoa, Chordata, Ascidiacea, Phlebobranchia, Cionidae.
ACAUGUAAACGUCGUGUUUGAAACGUUUUUAACGGAGGGUCGUAUUAAAUUUGGACCGGGUGGUCAUUAUUUUGAUCCGACCGACUGCGCAGUAGCGUUGCGACGAAUGCGCAGUGGAUUUGGUACAAAUUCAACGUUCGGAACAAUUAUGUGGGCAAAAUGUAAAAGACGGAACAAAUAUAUCACGACACCUAAGGGGCCACGGGCAUGGCGCAGGUACGGGCCAUACAAAAUUACAAACCCCUUUUCCUAUUGCAAAAUAAAUUAAAAUGUUGUACCACGUGAUCCAAUAGCCAAUUAGGUUACUUGUUUAUCCCGCGCUAAUAGUAGUGCAGAAAACGGUUGUGUUUAUACAAACAUAUUACAUAACAGUUGGUGUUGCUACCGCUGUAUCAGUUUAAUGAAAUGGAGAAGCAUGUUGAUAUAGAAGACCAUGUUGCAUUGGGUAUUAACGCUGCGUUAUCUAUGUUUGAAGAAGAUGAAAGUAGUGUAGAAACAACAUUGCCUUCAUCAUUAACAAAUCAUGAACGAGCGUAUGUACACAGGAUGUCAUCUAGUUAUGGGGUAAUAUCGAAGAGUGUGGGGCAGGGAACAUCACGGUAUGUUGUUUUACACAAAGUACAGGAAAGAAAUAUUGUCGAUACACCUCUGUUAUGUAAACUCAGUCAAACAUCAAAAUGGGUUUUGCAAUCACUAUUGGCAAGAUGGCCAAGUAAACCAAAAGAGAAAAUCGAAUCUUUACGACCAGAGAAGAAUUGUGGAGUGAAAUUUGGAUAUUAUGCUGAUAUUACAAAACCAAGUGGCCGCCUACCGAACGGAAUCCCUCAAAUACCCUCCCCAUGUUUAACGCAAACUUUUGAUUCCUUUCAAUCAAACUUACCAAUCUAUAGCAAGAAAUCUGAGAUUUUAGAAACAAUAUGGAAGAAUGAUACUGUGCUUAUUGCUGGUAAACCUGGAUGUGGAAAAUCUACACAGUUACCUCAAUACAUAUUGGAUGAAAGUUUGAAACAAAAGCAAGUUUGUCGAAUAAUAUGCGUUCAACCGCGUCGAAGUUUGGCCGUGUCGAUGGCCGAGAGGGUUGCUAAGGAAAGGGGGGAGUGUGUCGGUCAAACUGUCGGAUAUCAAAUUCGCCUGGAAAGCAGGGCAUCACCGAGGACCUUGCUCACAUUUUGUACGAACGAAGUUUUGCUUCGAACACUGAUGGCUGGGCAGUCCGUGCUUCAAACAAUGACCCAUAUUAUUAUGGAUGAAAUUCAAGAAAGAGAUAAAUUUGGUGACAUUCUGUUAAUCCGACUGCGUCAGUUAAUCCCAAACCACACGUUUCAUUUGUUGUUAAACACGUGCGAUACCGAUAAUAUGAUGUUAAUCAAUUAUUUACAGCCGUGUCCAGUUAUUAAAGUUGAUAGCAAGUCCUUUGAUGUAAAGGAAUAUUUUCUUGAAGAUAUUAUAAGCAGAUCAUCUGAAUUUGGAAUACAGCAUGAUGUUAUUCGAGUUUCAGAGGAAGUUGUGGAGAGGGAAAAUCAGAAUAUGGUUCAUGACAUGGAAGAUGUAUUAAUACUGGAUAAAAGCAAUUCAGUUGAAGAUUUAUUGGAAAAUACUUCUGAUGAAAAUUCAUUACAAGGUGGUAUUAACCAGCCAACCAAAACAUAUGAUGGUUCAAAUGGAGUGGUUUCAGUUGGUCAAAUACAUGAUGACUUGCAUCAUGUUGAUUAUGAUCUUAUCUUAUGUUUACUGGAAUUACUUUGCACCGAUUACACUGGGAGUAUUCUUGUGUUUUUGCCUGGGUAUGAUGAAAUAAUUACGUUGCGUGAUCGAAUCAUACACAGCAACAAAGUUAACAGAACCUGCAACCUUAAUAUCUUUAUAUUAUAUUCAUCAACCUAUACGUUAUCUGACCAUUCACAAAUUUAUAAGCCAGAAGAAGAGGGAACAAGGAAAAUUAUUUUGUCCACAAAUGUUGCUGAAAGUUGUAUUACUGUUGAUGAUGUCUGCCAUGUUAUAGAUCUAGGCAGGAAUAAUGUAACUAACACAAUGUAUCAGGAAAGUUCUAGAAAGAUUGAAUGGAUAUCGCAAGUCAGCAGCAAGAAAAGAUGUUACAGGGCAGGCAAGCAAGGUUCUGGCGUUUGCUUUCACCUGUUUUCUAAGGCUCGGAAAUUGGGUCCUUUGAUACCAGAGCUUACCCGCAUUCAACUUUAUGAGUUGAUUCUUCAAAUUAAGUUGUUGGACACCUCAGAUCCUGUGAAACAUUUCCUUACACAUUCAAUUGACCCGCCCAAUGUUGAAACUAUUGAUAAUGCUGUUCAACUUUUGAAGCAAAUUGAUGCGUUAGACGAAACAUCAAAUAUAACUGAACUUGGACAACAUUUGGUUGACUUACCUAUUGAUCCAAGACUUGGGAAAAUGAUUUUGUAUGCUGUUGUCCUCAAGUGUUUGGAUCCGAUAUUAACCAUCGCAUGUGCGUUAACUUUCAAUGAUUCCUUCAUUGAAGCUUCUCCGUGUAUAGCAAGAGAAGUAAUAAAUACUCGCUGUAAAUUUGCUGCAGGAACAUACAGUGACCAUAUGUGCCUACUGCGAGCAUUCCAAGCGUGGCAGAAAGCUCGUUGCGACGGUUGGGAAAAAAGGUUUUGUGACAAAUACUUCAUGUCGCUUGCUACUAUGGAAAAAAUUAUUGGUCUUCGUAGUCAGUUGUUGGGACAACUGAGGGCGACAGGGUUUGUUCGUGCCAGAGGUGGAAGUGACAUCAGGGAUUUAAAUUUAAACUCGGAAAACUGGGCUGUGGUUAAGGCAGCAGUGUGCGUAGGAAUGCAUCCGAACAUUGCACAAGUUGAUCGAUGUAAGAAAAUAAUAAGAAUUUCCCAGAAUGAAAAACUACAGUUCCAUCCAAGUUCUGUUUUAACAAAAGAUUCUUGUGGAAAAGAACUUGGAAACAACCACGCAAUUGACAAUUUACCAUCUGAUUGGAUAAUGUUCAAUGAGAAGAUCAACGGUGAUGAUGGAAUGAUUGCAACAUGUUGUACGUGUGUUACUUCUGUUUGUGUGGCUUUGUUUACCGGCACUUCUUCUUUAACUGAGGCCGAAUAUGUGAGUGGUCCCACAUCGGGUAUAUAUGAUGAUGACUGUAGUAGUGAUAACGAAUCGGAUGAAAUAAAUAAGUUGGCAAUAUUUGCAUCCAGCGCUUGCAUACGCUUGAUCAUGGACCCUGUGUUUGCUGGCAUGCUUGCUCAAAUUCGUACGAGGUGGAACAGUUUAUUUGCUCGGAGAAUUCGUAAUCCUUCGAAGCCAUGGCAACCAGAUGACGAAGCAAUGUUAUCUGCUGUGAUCAAUAUAUUAACAAGUGAAGAAGACACUCUUAAACUUAUGCAACCAUCAGGUAUCGGCCAACGGCCACGUCCUGCGGCACAAGACGACGUUGAUAGGACAAGAUGUUUUGUGAACAAGUCUUCUUGAAUAUAAUGCUUGUUUUUCCGGUUAAUUUUACGUUUGUUUGUUUGUUAAUGUUAUGUCGUUGGCAGCUUUGCCAUGUGUUGUUACCUUAAUAUUUUUAAAGAGAAAUCACAUGAAAACGCAGGGUUGUU